AUGAAACGCAUUCGAAGGAUUUUUUCGAGGAAAGCAAAUGCAGACGAGGAAGCAGAACAGUCGAGCAAGUUGAGGCAGUCAUAUUGGCGGCGGCAUCCGAUACCCUCAAGUAGGAAAGAAAGUUCAGGGUCCGCCAAUACGAGACGAAAAGCACAAAGAUUCAUAGCUGGCGGCAAAAACGCACCAAGGAAACUAGCAAGUAAAGGGCAGUUCUCAAAAGACAGAAUAAGACAUAUACUUGGCCAUGCUAAAGUUGACGCGAAAUCUCAUGAAGAACUAGAGAAGAAAGAGAUUAAACACACUCGAACACCAUCACAGACAUCAGGAUCUAACAAACCUUCUGAGGGACCCACCGCUCCUACAUCAACGACAUCAGACAAAGGCAAUGCCGCCAAGACUCCGGAGGUUCUAAAAAAGAAAAAGUUGGGUGCUGCAACCCAGAGAAGGAGAAAAUAUGGAAACGUUUCAGAAGAAAGU
Cylicocyclus nassatus is the source of this 477-nucleotide messenger RNA. Lineage: Eukaryota; Metazoa; Nematoda; Chromadorea; Rhabditida; Strongylidae. The record is from the annotation of a GenBank genome assembly.